Molecule: messenger RNA, 4111 nt
Organism: Pimephales promelas (fathead minnow)
Lineage: Eukaryota; Metazoa; Chordata; Actinopteri; Cypriniformes; Leuciscidae
Gene: efnb3a
Product: ephrin B3a
Biological process (GO): ephrin receptor signaling pathway; axon guidance
Cellular component (GO): plasma membrane
Molecular function (GO): ephrin receptor binding
Source: RefSeq, a predicted model, not a curated record
GAGAUGUUGCUUGAUUCUCUUGAGAUCUGGCAACAACGCCGCCGGCGCGCGAGUCAAAGCGCGAGACUUUGCGGAGCAGCAGAGAACCGGACGGAGCGGAGAACAGCACGCGUUGUUUCCAUGGACCACAGGAAUAUAUCGUUUCUUGUUCACAUCGUCUCUACGUUUGUUUCAAACGACCCUUACCGAUUACUGUCACUUUAGUUUCCUUUACUGCCCUAAACCGGGGUUAUCUUUUGUUUUUCGUGUCGGACUGUUAUUCAUUUGGUAAUUAACUGAAGUGUUGGUGGACAUCCUCAACGUUGUUUCAGGACUGGCCAUUAUUAGCGUGAAUAUUUUGGAUAUUAGAUGAGAGCGAAAAGUUACAUUUUGAACUGAGUUUUCUGCUUCAGCGAGACUUUUGUCCGCCAACGGACCGAAUUAUUUGCAGCCGGUGGUCGUCAUUUACUCAGCAUGAGUAAAAAUACAACUUCAAGACAUUGACAGAAAUGCUAAUGCUGCGGUUUAUGGAGAGACAUUUCUAGGGGGGGAAAUCACCCGCAGUGGACCUGGCGCCCUUCACCAGUCUCUGUGCGCUUCAAAAACAUUUAACUUCACCCCAUGCACGAUCAUAAUAUUAUUCUAAAUUCAUCCCAAUUCAGAUUCGUAUGGCUUUGCCUUCUCAAAUCUGACAGUACUUGAGACUUUCAGCUGAGGUCAUUGCCUCCUUUGAAUGGAACAAAAGAAGGUUGAUGUUUCUGAAUCUGCUUUCUUUAUACAAACAUUCCGAGAUUUAUGCUCCGAGUCUUUCAGAUGUGGAUGUUGCGGUCACACCAUCUCCUCAAUUGCAGGGGGAUCUAGUAAAGUUCAGCACCCCACUAGUCUUUUGUCUCCAUUAGGUCCCAUUCAUUUGUCUUGUAGGAGGAACAUGGGAGUCCAGACGAGGGGAGCCUGGGUGGCAAUGGCGUUCUCGGACUGGGUCAGUGGAUUGGGAUUUCUCUUAAUCUUCCUGAUGAUGAGUUUAGCAGUGGAUGCGACCAACAUGGAGCCAGUCUACUGGAACUCUUUAAACAGAAGGUUUGGAGAUGAGAGGGGCUAUAUACUCUAUCCUCAAAUAGGGGAUCGUUUGGACCUUGUGUGUCCUGCCACGAAUCCCUUGGGGCCGACCUCUCCCUCUGAAUAUGAGUUUUAUAAACUGUACUUGGUGUCCUCACGAGAGCAGGCCGACAAGUGUGAGGUGAUGGGUGCCCCCAACCUGUUGCUCACCUGCGACAAACCCAACAGCGAUAUGAGGUUUACCAUCAAGUUCCAGGAGUAUUCGCCCAACCUCUGGGGUCACGAGUUCAAGAACUUACGAGACUACUACAUUAUAGCUACCUCUGACGGUACAAAAGAAGGAAUCGACAGCAUGAGAGGAGGCGUCUGCGUGACACGAGGGAUGAAGCUGAUUCUCAAAGUGGGACAGACUGCAUAUGGCCUUCCCCCAAAACCCAAACCUGACCCAGGCAGACCCAACAGCAGAACCCCAGAUACAGAAAGUGGAUCUAAAGGGAAUGAUGGAGGUGAGGCCGGAGAGAGGGGAGACAGCGACGCCGUAUCGGCUUCUAACAUCGCUCUAAUCGCCGGUAGUGCGGGGGGAGCUUUCGUCGUCCUGAUCGCUGUAGUGAUCGCUGUGGUGUGUUACCGCCGCCGGAAAGCCAAGCACUCUGAAACUCACCACCCUGCCCUCACACUGUCCUCUCUUACCCCAAAGAGGGGCAGCUCCUGCGGGGCAGCUACUGGGGCCGGUGGGGGCAACAAUAACGGCUCAGAGCCCAGUGAUAUCAUCAUUCCCCUGCGGACCUCUGACUCUGCAUACUGCCCCCAUUACGAAAAAGUCAGCGGCGAUUACGGACACCCCGUCUACAUCGUUCAAGAGAUGCCCCCUCAGAGUCCAGCCAAUAUUUACUAUAAAGUAUGAGAUCAGCGAGCACAAAGACAACCCAUCCUGGGGUUCGUAUCGUACUUCGCUGUGUUCACGUGACUCUAUAUGUAAGAGCGUUACAAGAACUUGGACCUGAAGUUGAGUUGAUCGUACCAUAUAGAAAAGCUGUAAAUACAGCUUUUAUGUUAUAGCAGCGUGUUUUUGCGUUUAUUUACACGUGUGUGUCUCUGUGUGCGUCAUGAUGCAGGCGGGUCACGGAUUUCACAUGUGCUCAGGUGCAAGUGAAUGCCUGUUUGAGACGACUUUAUACAUCCGAUGGUCGUAACUGAAUUAUUGUGCUUAUCCUAAAAACCAAACUGUAGAGAGUGAGACUUUUAAGUGAUUCAUACUUUUAGAGAAAAAAAAACUGUUAAUAAUAUAAAUACUUAAUACAUUUUUACACUCUGGAGGUUAUUUGCACAUGCUCUCUGCAUUGUUUCAGCGCCUCAUUCAUUAAAGCAAACAGAUCGGAACGCAAUUUCCACACCACAGUUCCCCAUCUUGAAGGCUGAAUUGCAGCCAGGCACAAUCUGCAAAAUGCGUUUACUGAGACUGUACAGCAUCACUAAGAUUUUUAAAAAGCCAAAAAUGUUUCACAGUCCAUUGUGCGUCUAUAUGUUCCCAUUACUCUGCUAAUAUAUGAAUUACUGCUGCCAUUAUCACUCGAAAAUGUAGGAAAAAAUCUCUUCGUUAAAUCUCUGCUAAAAUAUUAGCAUAAUGCUAAUACAAUUUUUUUGGACAGUUUUCGAUACCACACAAAACAGAUGUCAUCUGACGGGAUAUGGUGAAGACUUGACCCAAAUUUUCCUGCGAGACCGGAAACAAUCUAUCAUUUUUGGCGUAGUCGGCAGGAUCUAUUUUUGCGAAUUGUACGAAAAGGUUAAUUUGCAUAAAAAGGAAGCAUGUUAGUGCUGAAAAGGGAAAAAAGUCAUAAUUCAAAAACUUUUCGAAAUAUUUUAAAUAGGCCUACUAUUCCAGCGCAGAUUUCAGCUUAUUAAACUGGAUUGUGGGUGAUUAGUGAAUGAGAUGCAGAGUGUCCCGCACACAAAAGUAGCGCAGCAGUUUAGUGAAUUCGCUGCUCUUAUUUUCCUUUCCUCAUUUUAUCCGAUUGUAAAUGUUUGUCUUUUCUGAACUCAGACCUCCAUCUGAUUUAUUUAUUGUGCAUCAAAGAAGCAGUUUUUCAUUCCCUCCACUUCAUCAGCUUCCUAUAACAACUCCUCAGUGGCUGGUUGUUUGUUUUUGAGGUUUUUUAAACAUUUUUAUGUGAGGAGCAGGAAUCGCAUGUGGAGGAGGUGUUGACGGAUGAUCGACUUUUUCAGAUGGAGACUCUUCCAAGAGGUUGGAGGUCAAAGUUAAGUAGUCGAAGAAAAACACUCAUGUCCGUCACUCAUGAUGAUUUGAGGGCUUCUCGCUUUCUGCCCGAGCUUUUGAAGUACUGUGUAUGCCAUGAUAAACUGCCUACUUACUGUAGACACACAAUGCAAAACUUAUACACACUUAACACACACAUUCACAUUACAGCAGUUAGUGUUUUCUUGUGAUAACUCCCGCAGAUGGACUCCAGCUGUGCAUUUGUAUGUGUUUCAAAGCUUUGUGACUGUGAUUCAGGCUGAAAACAGCAGGACUAAGACGGACAAUGUAACUUUGCGUCUAAAUUAAUUCAGUCCCAAUCUCUCUCCACAUCCUCUUGAGUGUUACACACACCAGUUGCUUGGUUACAAUCUCGUCUCGACUCUCAUUAUCACAUUUCGGGUGAUGUCUAAGAACCAUCUCUGACAUUAUCACCGUGCCAGCUUGAGGCUUCAGGUCCACCUGAGUUAUUUUACUGGAAGAGACAUGACAUCAUCAGGUGAUGUAAGAAGAGACCGUAUGUUACAAGCCUGAGUGACCUGAGCUUCCUGUUCUUGCCAUCAAAUGGCUAAAAACCAAAAAUGGCACCUUAAUCAUUCUGUUAUGGGUUUUCAUGGUUUUGUUCGUCACAUUUUGUUGCUUUCCACAGUGUGGAUUUUUUUGUAGAUUGAGUGAAUGAGAAUAGUCGUUUGGCCAUGGUAACCCUCAAUGGUGACUAGCAAUGGGAACUGUAAUUGAAUUGAACACUUAUGGUUCUGAUUCCCCUGAACAAUUGCAUUGAUGAUUAUUUUAGUACUUCUGAGGAAAAUAUAUUUGGGG